AUGCCUCUCAUGCGGUCAGCGAGUUAUAAUUUAUUCAUGGAGAUCUCACUGCGAAUUAUACUCCUCUCUGUUUUCUGUUACAUGGAAUCAAUGAGCCCCUUCAUCCGUAUCAUUCAGCCGUUUGAGUUGGAAAACGACUGUAAAUAUCCUCGUCAUGACAGCUAUGUGCCCAGCGGUAUGCUGUGGUCCAUCGUUCUGUCUGUACCUUGUAUACUGUCGUUCAUAGCGUGGGCUGUUUGUAACGAUUGCAACGAUGCUAUGGAGUUUCUGCUCGCGUGGUCUCUGUCCCUGGGUAUAACUGGUGUUACAACGGACACAGUGAAACUGAUAGUUGGUCGUCCUCGGCCGGAUUUCUUCUACCGUUGUUUCCCGGACGGAGUUCCCACAGCUGACCUGCACUGUACGGGUGACCCCGCUGACGUCAUGGAGGGGAGGAAGUCAUUCCCCAGUGGACAUAGCAGCAUGUCAUUCUGUUCGCUGGGUAUCGCGUCCUUGUGGGCGUGCGGUCGUCUUUGUACGAUCUCACGCAGGCGAGGCGAGGGCGCGCGAGUCAUACUAACCCUCACUCCGCUGAUUGUAGCCUUAUGUAUAGCUCUGUCAAGAACCUGCGACUAUCAUCAUCAUUGGCAAGAUGUUUUAGUGGGAUCUAUCCUGGGUUUGUCCGUGUCCAUAUUCUGUUACCGCCAGUAUUACAAUCCAUUAACAUCCGAUUUAUCCGGGAUACCUUACAUCGUCACAAAAUCCAAUUCAAAAUACUUCAACGGCAAACCAGAAAGUCCUAUGAAAGACGCCAAAGAAGAAUCCACGCCUUUACUGAAUGGCGGCAAAAAGGAAGAUAAAUGGAUUUAA
This is a messenger RNA of Danaus chrysippus (African queen), 849 nucleotides long. The record is from the annotation of a GenBank genome assembly. Lineage: Eukaryota; Metazoa; Arthropoda; Insecta; Lepidoptera; Nymphalidae.